AUGGAAGAUCCAGGUAUUAUUACAUGGUCGCACGAAGGUACAGCUUUUCAAAUUAUUCAACCGGAAGCACUGGCAAUUGAGAUUUUACCAAAAUAUUUCAAACAUAACAAAGUCUCAAGUUUUCAGCGUCAAUUAAACUAUUUUGGGUUUAAGAAAUGGACCAAAACACAGACAAAUGUCUGUACAUUUAGUCAUCCUUUUUUCGUACGGAGUGAUAAGGACCGGAUAAAAUUGAUUAAACGAAAAGAACGAGCACAGUUUAGUGUCUUAUCUACUGGAUUAAUGCUAGCUGGAAGAAUGAAACCAAAACCAAUUGAUUUACUGCAUCAUCUUGAUGUGCAAGAAAAAACAAGUUGUCUACCAAGUGAAGGACGAUUUCAGACUCAUUCGGAUCGUAGUAAUGUUUCUCAAGAUAUACAUCAAGUACGUCCGAGUCAACAAGCUUUAAAACGACAAAAGUCGACGACGUUUUCCGGCACAACUGUCACGUUUCUCAAUUCAGCAGCAGCUGGACGGCGUCAUUCAACGGGUAUGUUGCCUGGAUCGGAAGCAUUUGGAUUUGCAGCAGCUGCAGCGGCUGCUGCUGCAGCAGGGUCAGGUUCCAUGGAGUCUACUUUUGUACCAGGACGGAAGCGUGCAGGAACACCAGCGGAACAAGAGUUUGAGCUUGAAAUGGAAGCGCAAUCGAAAUCAGUCGUGAAUUUAGCAUCAGUGCAACAACAAUUUAUGCAUAUGAAAAAAAUUGCAGAGACCAAGGAGUUACCACAGUAUCAACGUUAUUCUUAUCCACCUGCACAUGGAAAACGCCAAAGUCUUCCUCAUGUUUUACCUCCUGGAUUGGGUAAUACGUUUGGGACAAAUGUGAACGGUAAUGGGAUGGGAGGAAGUGGUGGUGGUGGUGGACAUAGUGGAUGUGGACCUCGUCGUGCCAAUAUUCUUGGGCGACGUAAAAGUGACCAGCUAUUGAAUGAUUACAACAAUCCUUCGAGUAACAAACUUAUUUCAAUCAGCCAGAUUGAAGAUUUUAUAGCGUCCUCGUCGACAUCGACGUCCCAGCAAACACUUUUUGCCUCGAACACUAAGAAUGACGCAUCCAUGGUCCUCCCCAUCUUAUCAAACUCAGCUCACGAUGCAUACCAGCUUCAACAGCAGCGACAACAACGUCAACAGAUCAACAGACAGCAACAUUAUGGUGACGGGGGAUACGGAUACGGCGUGAAGCUCCAGUCUACCAGCGUGUGGCCAACUUCCGUCAAGUCUGAAUCUUCUAGUGGCGGAUGGCCGACAUCCAUCAAUGCAAAUUCAUCCUUGGUUGGAAACAACUCGUGCCAGCCUCAGCCGCAAAAUCAUUCAAUGAUGAUGCCGUUAAAGUUUGGAGGCUCUAAUGUAUCACAGAACAAUAAUACGUCAUUUACGGGAAAUGUUAUCGGAUCCAUGGACUUUUCUCAAACAGCGUUUGAAGGCGACAGGAAACUCCAACAACGUCCUCAUACUUCCUAUUCCCAGCAAUACCAAUCUCAUCAAGAGCAAGUGGUAUCAUACCAGCAGCAGCGGCAGAAAGAGCAGCAAGAAGAAGAAGGACAGCAGCCAAGUCAGCAACCUCGUGACUACAUUGAUGUUUUGCUUGAAAGCGCAGGUGUGGACGAUAAUCUACCCCCACAGAGCUCAACGAUGCUUUUGUCGGAAUCCUGGAACGGACAUUCAGAAAAUGAUUCUGCUAGCUCGGGGUCGACGGGGUCUUUUGCUUUUAUGCCGACACAACAGCAGCUACAGCUGUCUCCGAUGAGAGGCAUGCCUCACACCCCCAUCCAGCGUUUCUAA
Molecule: messenger RNA, 1821 nt
Organism: Peronospora belbahrii
Lineage: Eukaryota; Oomycota; Peronosporomycetes; Peronosporales; Peronosporaceae
Source: the annotation of a GenBank genome assembly